Oncorhynchus mykiss (rainbow trout) is the source of this 1446-nucleotide messenger RNA. The record is from RefSeq and is a predicted model, not a curated record. NCBI's taxonomy places the organism in Eukaryota, Metazoa, Chordata, Actinopteri, Salmoniformes, Salmonidae.
UCAUUAAGAUUUGUUACAGACAGAUGUGGAUUCUGUAUGCUAAAAUGGAUGACAAAACGGUGUCCUCAAACAAGGAUGUGUUUACCUCUGAUUCUGAUGGUCUUCCUUGUUCUGAACCUGAGACUUUCAUUAGAGAAAGAAUAUCAGCAUGGUAAUGAACAGAUGGAACGGCACUCUCGGAAUAACAAGAAAGCUGAAUAUCAUUAUCAUCAGUGUUUUAUGCCAUCGUCGAGAAUGGAGCCGGUCACAGAUGUCCUGAUGGAGUUCCUAGAGACCGAAUCUAUACACACUGGCAUUGUUGCCACCUGUCGGAGGCCUAUCAAGGGUGCAGCGGGGCGACCAGUCCAGUUUACAUACCCAGACCUGCCUGCCAGUCCCAUGACUCUACAGAGACAGGCAUUGGAGCGCUGCCUGGUGACUCUGUGGGCCCAGAUCCUGGUCUUCCUCAUCUUGACUUGCCUCCUCGAACUCAUCUACUCUGCCAUGGAGCACAGCUCGGCCCAUCCCUUUGUGGCCUUGCUGGACAACCUCAGUAUGGGGACAGCGACUGAGGAACUGUCGCUCCAGGAUGACCCUUAGGACUCAUCGGUACACCCUCUCUAGGGAGGAGUAACUCCCCUGCUCUAGGUCUGUGUACUGAUUCUCCACCCUUCUCCUAAAGGGAGAAAUAAUUUUAUGCAUGAAUUUAAUAAUGGAUAAAACUUAAUACAGCCAAUGCUUAUACCAAUCCUAAACUUUAAAAACCUUGAUGAGAAGUAGCGCACACUUGGGGGUUAAGGAAGGAUGCUCCACAAAUUGGUUUACAGUUGUUGUGAGGAACUUCAUUUGGUCACUGUAAUUCACCUUUACACUUUGGAUGAUGUCACUCUUAACCAAGCAAGGUCGCCCUUAUAACCUUGUUGGUUGGAAAAUGUUCAGAUGAAACUACUGUUCAAAUAUAUACAGUGAUGGUGGAAAUGCAGAAAAUAAAGUGAUUAGGCUUAAUUUAGAGAAAUAAUACCAUUGUGAGAUUUGUAACUGAAUGGAAGAUGUUGUAUUUAAUUAAAAGUAUAUAUCAAGGAGAACUGAAUGGCGUUACGGCUACAAUUUACACAUUGGUUCAGUUGGGGUUAUCAAAGUCCAGUCUGUGUUAGAGUUCAUCAAAUAUGUGAUCAGGGACAGUAUUCUCUUGUUUUAAAGGUUUUGUAAAUGUAUUUUUAUUCAGUACAGUUUUUGGGCACUGAAAUGUCAAACUAAUAAGCAAUAUUAAAAAAUAUAUUUUGUGAAUACUCAUCACCUUUUCAAACCUAUCUGUAUUUUUUCCGUUUCUAUUUUGGGUGUGAAAUAGCUACUUUAAACAAAAAAUGUUAGGGAAUUCAGUGUUUUUUUUCAAGAGUUGCUUUUGUGUUUGAGUUAUUUUGAAUAAAGAGAUUUGUUUCAUUUGGACAUGGUCCCAAAUGAAUAACA